Hemicordylus capensis (graceful crag lizard) is the source of this 5481-nucleotide messenger RNA. It is a transcript of the gene TXNDC9, whose product is annotated as thioredoxin domain containing 9. The record is from RefSeq and is a predicted model, not a curated record. The coding region runs from base 395 to 1072 and encodes 225 amino acids. Gene Ontology annotation, biological process: microtubule cytoskeleton organization. The transcript has 6 exons. Gene Ontology annotation, cellular component: cytoplasm. NCBI's taxonomy places the organism in Eukaryota, Metazoa, Chordata, Lepidosauria, Squamata, Cordylidae.
CACUCACUUUUACCUGACGGGCUCUGAACUUUUAUUCUUCCCAGUGUGAGAAAGUGCUGCUUUGUUUGCUGUAGCCUGCAAAAAUAAUUAUUUUCUUACUCUGUUUGUGUGAGAGCCUAACUCAGCAUGGCUUACACACACAAAUCUCUAUGAACUGAUGUGUCCGUGCCACGCCUGCGAAAUGAAGGCGGAGACUUGUGGCGACAAACCUCCGCGUCAAAGCGGAAUGACGUUUUCCUUUUGCGUCACAACCGCUGAGACGCAAAAAGGUAAGCUUUCAGCCGAGCUCGUUCGUCUGUCAGGCCACUGAGGAGAACGAGGCCUGUGAGAGGAGCCCGCUGACGACGGCCUUGGUCCCCAGCAGUAGGUUUGUGUGUUCCACUUUUUAGAAAAAAUGGCUGAUACAUCAAUGGAAAUGUUUUCAAAUGUUCUGGAGUCUCAAAUGCUUCAGACAACCAAGAUUGUAGAAGAACAAGUUGAUGCAGAGCUGCAAAAACUGGACCAGAUGGAUGAAGAUGAGCUGGAACUCUUAAAACAAAGAAGACUUGAAACAUUAAAGAAAGCCCAGCAACAGAAACAGGAAUGGCUUUCAAAAGGACAUGGGGAAUACAGAGAGAUCCCCAGUGAGAGAGAUUUUUUCCAAGAAGUGAAGGAGAGUAAAAAUGUGGUCUGCCACUUCUAUAGAGAUACAACUUUCAGAUGCAUAAUAUUAGAUAAGCAUUUAGCAGCAUUGGCAAAAAAGCACAUUGAGACCAAGUUCAUCAAGUUAAAUGCUGAAAAAUCUCCAUUUCUGUGUGAGAAACUUCACAUCAAAGUAAUCCCCACACUAGCACUUGUAAAAGAUGGGAAAACACAGGAUUACAUAGUUGGUUUUACUGAUCUUGGUAACACAGAUGACUUCGCCACAGAGACUUUGGAGUGGAGAUUAGGCUGUGCAAACAUAAUCAACUACAGUGGCAACUUGAUGGAACCACCCUUCCAGAACCAAAAGAAGUUUGGAACCAGUUUCACAAAGCUGGAUAAGAAAACGAUCAGAGGAAAGAAAUAUGAUUCAGAUUCUGAUGAUGACUAGAUGUCAUGAUGAUAUUUGUAAAUCAUCUUUUCUUUUAAGCUUGAUACAUUUCUAUGAAUGUUUUUAUAAAACUCUUUGUUUUCAGUACAUUUGCACAUAAUGCUCAUUUUCUAAACAGUUCUAUAUAACUCAUAAGAAGAAAUCUUAAAUAUUUUUUCCUCUGCAAAUGUCAAUUUUAGCCUGAAAAAUCUGAGCCCAUUUGAACUAAGUUACCUAAGAAAUGAAUUUCAGCAUUUAAAUUACUUUUAAAAUAGUUCUUCAGACUGUGUUUGUACUUUAUACCAUUUCCCACUGGAAUAUUGAUAAGGACGUGUGGCAAGAAUUGUUCAGCUUGUAUGAUGAUGCUACAAAUCUGACAUUGCCUAACUUUACUACAUUGCAUAUUAUUAAACCAUCUUAUAGUACAAUCCUGUCCAUGGUUACUCAGAAGUAAGUUCCAUUGUAUUCAGUGAGGCCUUUAUUCCCAAGCAAAUGUGCUUAGGAUUUGAGCCUUAGCCUCUCUUUUUAGCCUACUUUCUAGUUGGCUUAUGAGAUCACUCUGCAUUGUGUCUGUCCCUGUCCCUGUCCCUCCCCAUCAACUUCACAAUGCCUGAGCCAAUAUGAACCAUACUGGGUACAGUUGUAGGGACACAAUGACACCUCAACAGUGUAGUUUGUGAUGAUGUAAUCCACCCCAAUUCAAGAUGGCAGAGGUAUAAACAUUUGAGGUGCAAGUGGGCUAACCUGUGAACCGCCUAACCGAUUUGAAUCAAAUUAGGUACAGUUGUACUGAGUGACAUAGUUUGUGGUGUUUUCAUCCACCCCAGUUCAAAAUGGCGGACACAUAAACAUUUGAGGCUCAAGUGAGCUAACUUGUGAACCGUCUAACUGAUUUGAAUCAAAUUUGCUACAACUGUAGGGACACAUAUGGAUGCCCUAGUGGUGUAGUUUGUGAUGAUAGGAACAUAGGAAGCUUCUGCUCUUCCCAUAGCGGCUCCAUCCCCUGAAGGGAAUAUCUUACAGUGCUCACACUUCUAGUCUCCCAUUCAUAUUCAGCCAGGGCAGACCCUGCUUAGCUAAGGGAACAAGUCAUGCUUGCUACCACAAGACCAGCUCUCCUGUCUAAGAUGGUGGAUGUGUGAACUAUUGGGGUACAAGUACACUAACUUGGGGAUUGUUCAACCAAUUUGAACAAAAUUUGGUACAGUUGUAGUGAGUGACAGUCAGGGACACUUCAGUGAUGUAGUUUGUAAUGAUGUCAUCCUCCCCUCAUCCAAGAUGGUGGACAUGUGCACAUUUGAGGUGCAAGAGGUCUAAUUUGUGGACCUCAAUUUGACCCACAUUUAGUCCAGUUGUAAGGAUAAUGAAAGGAAAGUAGGCAGAUUAGUUCUUAUUAGAACAACUUGUUAUAAUAAUCAGGGCUGCAAUUCUAUAUGCACUUAUCUGUGAGUAAGCUCUAUUGAAUACAGUGGCAGGUAUUUCUGAGUAAAAAUGCUCUGAAGUUUACCAACUAUGUACACUGCAUGUUAAAGCUGAAUCAACAGGUAAAGAGCAUAUGGCAACACUUAUACUGAAUACCUUGCUUACAGGAUGAUUUAAUAUAAUUCUUUGUUUCAGAGAACAAGCUCAUUUAAAAAAAAAAGCCCAGGGGAAAUAUUCUCUUGAUCAUAAUAUGAAUGCAAUUUAAUAGAUUUUUGCACUGCUGUUCUGCACGGAGUGCCUCUGUAUUACAAUACACUACACAGGAGUGCCUGUCCGUUAUGGGUGGAGAGGUAAAACAGCAUUCUGUCAAGUUAUUUCACUUGACACACACACACACCCCACCCUUUUGUGGCUUCUCAGCUUUCUGAUUGUAUUAUUUGUGCUAAAAGGGGCAUUGUUACAUUCAGAAUUGUUUCCUCCACAACUAUUUCAUUUAUUUUAAUCGAAUCCAUGUAAUGGCUAAGUUUUAAGGAGUAUAAGCUGAAAAGCAGACAUGAAACAUCAAGACCACAGUUGAGUGUCUCCCCCAUCCCAGCCUCUGUCCCCAUCUUUAUAAUGGGAUUUUUUGGCUCCAAAUAGGGAAGCACAGAUUGAUUGAAUUGCUUCGCAAAAGUUCUCUUUAGAUGAUCAGUCUUCCAUACAACACUCUUCCAUGGAUUAGUUGAAAUAAAUAGGUUUUGAAUUUCUGCAAAUUAAGAACAAAGAGGGCCCCAUAAUGUCAGAUUUAGACAUGAUGCUCAGAUCAGUUGGAGUGUUUGUGAGGAGAAAAGGGGAGAGGGAGAGUAAAGAGCUUCUACCUUGGUUGUUGCCCUGGAACAAGGGGCUUCUGCCAUGGCUGGCUGGGGAAAUGCUUCCACCCUCCCAAAGAAGGAGAAAUGUCUUCAAAGUGUAACCAUUACAGUUGAAUAGUUUAACUCUUGUCUCUGAGGUAAAUAGAACAGGUCUUGCUUCAUCUCUGGCUGCUUCCGUUUUGUCCAUUUUACCUCAGCACGGGUAGGCCUCUGUGCUCCUGUACAACUUUUAGCACCUUCCAACCUUGUUCCUCAUAAGGGGGAAGGGCUGCUGAGUUCCUUGUAAAGGCCAGAACAUUUAACAGUCGCAUGACAGGCAGAGACUUAACAGGUGCAACUUUGACUAAUGUGUGACAGUUCAAGCAGUUUACAUUCUGCCUGUGUUUCAGUUUGACAGCUAGAGCUGAAGUGAGUAAUGGUUCUGCUCCUGGUAGCCAUUGCCACCACCAGCCCUGCUCUGGCUGUCAUUUCCAUUCUAGCUGCUGGCUGCAGCAGCAGCACUCCAGCCACCAUUGCUGCUUCCGGCCGUGCUCUGGACACCAUUACUUCCACUGGGCCCACUUUAGCCACUUUGUGCACCAGUAAGAAGUAGAAUGACCUCUUUCCUCAGUGGAACAGGAAAAAAAAUGCGAAGAGGCAAUGCUCAUUUAUUUAACACAGGCCCCCUCUGAUGUGUUCAUGCCAAUAUGGCACCUGAUUUUAAGAAGCAAGGGAACUAAAGCAAAAAACCUUUGGAUUAUAGGAUAGUUAUGGGUGUGACAACCCCAACUGAGCUCUAAAAAGUGAGGAGAUUUUAUGACCCAUGAUGGUCAUGUCAUGGGGGCGUGAGACUUGAGGUCAUCUGAGAUACCGCACUGGCUUACAAAAUCAUAACCAUGGAAACACAAUUUGGCUUGGUCCUCCAUACUUCACUCUACUCCCUGCAUAGGCUGUGUAGCUAACAACACUCAACAUAUGCUCAGAUGUUAAUGUCACAGUAAUUCAAACUUUUCUGUUGCCAUUGGCCUAUACGGGUAGCAGAUGGGAACAUGGAGGACUAGCCAAAUUGUGUUUCCAUGGUUAUGAUUUUGCAUGCUAAUGAGCAAUACAAUAUCUCAGACUGAACAUCAGGUCUCAUGCCCCCAUGGUUUGAACAUUAUGGCCAAUUGAAUCUCAUUGUUUUUAGAGCUACCCCUCCCAUAAUUAUCCUAUAAACAAAAGGGUUUUUGCUUUAAUUGAACUGGCAUAUUUUCCAGAAGAAUUCCUACCAUCUUGGAAUAUCUAAGACCCCUUGGGGAUCUAACAGUCUAGCUGUUAGGUGGAUGAGCUUUUUUGUGCUUAUAAAUGUCUGUGCUGGCAAACGUUUAAAUGCUUUGGGGGUAAAUGGGCCUGUAUGGUUCUUACAGAUACCGUUGAUCAAGCAAAUUGGAGAUAACUCACUUAUUGAGGCAAACCUUCCCAGAAAAAUUGAAACAGCAAUCCAGUCAAACCAAUUGAGCAUACCUAUGACUCUUCUCCUAGAGUUACUCCUGCUCUAUCAGAGGCUGGAAGAAUUGAGCCAAUAUGACAGAAGUGGUGCUGGGUAGAUUAUUACAUCCAUCUAGCUCUCUCCUGGGAUGUCCCCCUCCUCCCUCCCCUUUUCUUUUUAAGGAAGGUGAGGAAACUGCCCAAAUGGGGAUGACUGAGCUAAUAAAUAUCUGCCAGUCACAGCCUGCCUUUUGCUUAGUAGCAUACAUAGCUGUGCUCUACCUUACCUGCCAGAUUGGUCAAUGAUGGUGAGCAAGAUGGACUGAGGUAGAUGAUUUAAUGGCCUGACUUGCUUCAUAUGUUCAAAUGUUUCUGUCAGAAGGAAGCAGUAGGCAGACUACUUCUAGGUGGUAUAAAUAGGAAGGGGGUUAAGAGAUUUUGAAGGGUAGUGGGGUUGGAGGAUUGGGUAAUGCAGUGCGGGGGAGUACUUAAAAGAUGUUCUGAGGGCUCAAAGAGGGGAGUUGUGUUUUAGGCUAUGUGUGAGUCCAGAAGUAAGCAUAGUUGAUAGGUGCAGUCUUUGUGUGCCAUCAGAUUAAUAGGGUAGCAACUGCCAUAGGAGGUGCAAAACCCAUCUGGCUAUGGCACAAUAGGUCAGCAAUAUUUUUCUCCUUUAUGUUCAUGUAAAUUGAAAUACAAUAAUGUUAAUUCUAA